AUGGGUCCAACCAAUGUUCAAACCAUUAAAGCAUUAAGUGAGCCAGCGGCUAUAUCCUCAGUUCCCUCCGAAUACGCCUUCGUUACAAAACCUAAUGAUCUAGCCAAUCCGAAUGACCCCGAUCAUUCAAUCCCCAUCAUUGAUUUGUCUCUCCUCACUUGUGGUUCUCCUCAACAACGCUCCACCAUUCUCUAUGAUCUUAAAAGGGCCUUCGAAGACUGGGGAUUCUUCAUGGUGAUCAACCAUGGUGUUGAGGAGAGAGUGAUGAAAGGGAUGCUCCACAUGCGUGAAGCCUUCUUCGAUUUGAGGGAUGACGACGAAAAAGAGUUUCAAGGGACCGCUGAUAACGUUUUGGACCCUAUCAAGUGCGGCACCAGUUCUAAUGUUGCCAUUGAUAAUGUUCUUCUUUGGAGGGACUUUAUCAAGGUCAUAUCUCACCCUCACUUUAAUUCACCCCACAAGCCCCUUGGUUUCAGUGAGGCAGCGGCCAUAUCGGACACCUUGGGACUAGAAGCUGAUUACAUAGCGAAAGCAACCAAUUGGGAUGAAGGGUUACAACUCUUGGCUGCCAACUACUAUCCAGCUUGCCCGGAGCCAGAGCGAGCCAUUGGAAUCCCACCUCACACGGACCAUGGGCUUGUGAGCCUUCUCAUCCAGAACCAGAGGGGUGGUCUUCAAGUCCUACACAAAGGAAAAUGGGUCAACUGGGAUGCUGUGCCUAAUUCCUAUGUUGUUAUCCUUGGUGACCAAAUGCAGGUGUUGACUAACGAUACGCACAAGAGCGUAUGA
Messenger RNA from Humulus lupulus (European hop), 789 nucleotides. Its product is annotated as 2-oxoglutarate-dependent dioxygenase 19-like. Bases 1 to 789 code for a protein of 262 amino acids. The record is from RefSeq and is a predicted model, not a curated record. Lineage: Eukaryota; Viridiplantae; Streptophyta; Magnoliopsida; Rosales; Cannabaceae. The transcript is spliced from 4 exons.